This is a messenger RNA of Solea senegalensis (Senegalese sole), 444 nucleotides long. Its product is annotated as histone H3. The record is from RefSeq and is a predicted model, not a curated record. Gene Ontology annotation, cellular component: nucleosome. Lineage: Eukaryota; Metazoa; Chordata; Actinopteri; Pleuronectiformes; Soleidae. The transcript has a single exon. The coding region runs from base 23 to 433 and encodes 136 amino acids. Gene Ontology annotation, molecular function: protein heterodimerization activity; DNA binding; structural constituent of chromatin.
AAGUGACGCGUCUCAGUCUAAAAUGGCCAGAACCAAACAAACCGCCCGUAAAUCCACCGGAGGCAAAGCCCCGAGGAAGCAGCUCGCCACCAAGGCUGCCCGCAAGAGCGCCCCGGCCACCGGCGGCGUCAAGAAGCCUCACCGCUACAGGCCCGGCACCGUGGCCCUGCGCGAGAUCCGCCGCUACCAGAAGUCCACGGAGCUGCUCAUCCGCAAGCUGCCCUUCCAGCGCCUGGUGCGCGAGAUCGCGCAGGACUUCAAGACCGACCUGCGCUUCCAGAGCUCCGCCGUCAUGGCCCUGCAGGAGUCCAGCGAGGCCUACCUGGUCGGUCUCUUCGAGGACACCAACCUCUGCGCCAUCCACGCCAAGAGAGUCACCAUCAUGCCCAAAGACAUCCAGCUGGCCCGGCGUAUCCGCGGGGAGCGAGCUUAGAUCUCACAACA